CGACACCGUCCAGCAAAACGUGAAGCGUGUACUGGGUCCAUAGCAACGAAAGGCUGAACAACCAGUUUAUGUAUAAAAUACUUUGAUGCGAACAGUCUUACGCGUAUUCACGCCGUCCAUCAAAAAUGUCGUCAACUUUUAGCGCUCCUGGUCGGCCAAAUUAUGUGAAGUUGUCAGCUGUGAAAGAGGGGAUGUACCACCCCAAAAUACCAACAUUUCGUCGCAUGGACAUGGACACUGCAGCACAUAAAUUACCAGAAGAACAUUGUCGAACUACGACUACAUGUGGACCCGGAGAUUUCAAGAAUGCGAACAUCACAUUGUUUCGAUCCCCUGCCAGAUCACUGUCAUGUACGAGGAUUACAGAAACUGGACGCUCGUUGAGGGAGAUAUAUCCACCUUCAAAUUUUCAACUAAG
Messenger RNA from Saccoglossus kowalevskii, 418 nucleotides. RefSeq names its product testis, prostate and placenta expressed (gene TEPP). NCBI's taxonomy places the organism in Eukaryota, Metazoa, Hemichordata, Enteropneusta, Harrimaniidae. The record is from RefSeq and is marked provisional.